GUUUUAUGCGACGCAUUGUUGUUUACAGUUUAUGCAAAGGUGUUGUUCUGUACAUUUUGACAAAAAAUUCCAAUUUGGCAGUAUAAAUAAUUCACUCAAUUCGUCUGUGGUUUGAUAUCUCUAAGCUUUUGUAAUGACUAACUAAAAUCGUUUAAUGGGGAAACUUUUAUUUUGGUGUAGCUUUUUUUGUUUAUAUCUACUCAAUAGAUCUUGUAACAAAUGAGAACAGAGGGUACUUACUAAUGACAACGAUUCAAUAUUUGAAAAUUUCCUCGUUCUUCUUUAGCUUGGCCCGCCCAACAAUUUGUUUGUAGCUCCGCCACUGCCAAAAUCAACGCUAUUGUGGCUUUCCGUUCAAGUACUAAUCCAGCAGUUCUUGUUUCUGCCAAGACUAGAGUAGUGAAGAUGUGGCGGCGGCCGCAAGCUGUCCUGUUUCGCGUCUUGCCAGUGAACCUGUCACCAGCGGCAUGGGCCAGUGGUGGGGCGAGCUACCAUGGCUCCUCACCAGAAGGGGGGAAGGCAAAGGCGGCUCCUUUGCAGGCACGUGGGAUGGUGGACAGGUUCCGGCUACUUGCCAGGGGUGGCGAUGGUGGCAAUGGCUGCAUCAGCCAAAGGCGCUCCAGGUCUGACCGCCAAGGGAGGCCCGAUGGUGGCGAUGGAGGAACAGGUGGUAAUGUCAUUCUUGAGUGCUCAAGAUCUGUCUGGGAUUUCAGUAACUUGCAACAUCACACGAAAGCAGUCCGAGGAGGCAAUGGACUUUCUAAGAAACAGAUAGGGACAAGAGGUCCUGACAAGGUCGCACAAGUACCAGUUGGCACAGUGAUUCAUCUAGUCCGAGGGGAGCGACCGUCUUUCACUGUAAAUAAACCGACCAGAUCUCUAGAUCCCUGGGAUAUUCCAGAUGCUGUGGAUGCCUCUGCAGACAGUUCCAAUCAGAAGAACAAGGAUGACAUUGAUGGAAAUGAAGCUGAAAGAGAAAGUAGCAAUCAGUGGGAGAAGCAAACAUACCCUAGUACAUGCUCCAAGACUGGUUUUUCGAAAGCUGAAGAUAGUGAUGCAAGUAGCUUUCAACAUCAGGUCGAGUUGGAUGAAAAUGAUCAGUUUGAUGACGACGAUGAAGAAUUUUGGGAGGAUGAAGACGAGACAGAGGAAGAGGCUCUAGAUGCAGAUGAGGAGAAGGAAGAAGAUGACAUACAGUAUUCUGUUGCUGAAAUGACAAGACCUGGGCAACGGUUGAUCGUAGCACAUGGAGGGGAGGGUGGGCUAGGGAAUGCUUCUAUCGGCAGGGACGUCCGUCUAUCCAAAGGAAAUAGACAAGAGGAGGUAGCCUGUUUAAGUACUGGACAGCCAGGAACAGAGUCUUUUCUUGUCUUAGAACUGAAGAGCAUUGCUGAUGUUGGCCUCGUUGGUUUGCCUAAUGCUGGAAAGAGCACACUUCUGAGUGCUCUCUCUAGGGCUCGCCCGGAGAUCGCUGACUAUGCAUUCACCACACUAAGGCCCAAUAUUGGUAGCCUAACCUACGACGACUACUUGUCAGUGAAAGUUGCUGACAUACCUGGUCUAUAAAGUGCUGUCACCACACUGCU
This is a messenger RNA of Hordeum vulgare subsp. vulgare (domesticated barley), 1586 nucleotides long. Its product is annotated as probable GTP-binding protein OBGM, mitochondrial. NCBI's taxonomy places the organism in Eukaryota, Viridiplantae, Streptophyta, Magnoliopsida, Poales, Poaceae. Gene Ontology annotation, molecular function: GTPase activity; GTP binding. The record is from RefSeq and is a predicted model, not a curated record. The coding region runs from base 406 to 1566 and encodes 386 amino acids. The transcript has 5 exons. Gene Ontology annotation, cellular component: mitochondrion.